CUCCCCUGUGUCACAUGAUUGCUGACGGGCCAAAGGUCGGACGUACAGAAAACUACUGGGAACGGAUUGCUUCGGGACACUGAGCUCCUGAUGGUGCUGAUUGCAAGCCCACGAGGCGUCCGCUCGCUCCCGCAGCACGGCCGCCACCGCCUAACAGAGCCAGAAGAAAGAAGAGUGAUCACACUGAAGAGAUGCUGACAGGGAGUGCUGCCCUCCACAUACCUCUGCGGUAUAAUGGGUCGCCUAGAUGGAAAAGUCAUUUUAAUGUCUGCCGCAGCGCAGGGAAUUGGACAUGCUGCUGCAAUUGCAUUUGCUAAAGAAGGAGCGCAGGUGAUUGCAACCGAUAUUAAUGAAGAGAAGCUGAAAGGCCUAGAAUCAUACAAAGGUAUUCAAACAAGAGUGUUGGACGUCACUAAGAAGGAGCAAAUUGAAAAGCUGUGCCAGGAAAUUGAUAAAAUUGAUGUUCUAUUUAAUGUGGCUGGCUUUGUCCACCAUGGAACUAUUCUGGAUUGUGAGGAGAAAGAUUGGGACUUCACCAUGAAUAUUAAUGUACGGAGCAUGUAUCUCAUGAUCAAAACAUUCCUGCCAAAAAUGCUCGCACAAAAGUCGGGGAACAUUAUCAACAUGUCUUCUGUAGCCUCCAGCAUUAAAGGAGUAGUAAACCGAUGUGUUUACAGCACUUCAAAGGCAGCAGUAAUUGGUCUGACUAAAUCUGUUGCUAUAGAUUUCAUUGAGCAAGGCAUUCGGUGUAAUUGUAUAUGUCCUGGAACUGUGGAUACACCAUCUUUAAGGGAGAGGAUUCAAGCUAGACCAAACCCUGAACAGGCAUUGGCUGACUUUCUAGCAAGGCAGAAGACCGGCAGAAUGGCCACCGCAGAAGAAGUUGCCCACCUGUGUGUUUACCUGGCUUCAGAUGAAUCUGCCUAUGUCACUGGUAAUGCACACAUUAUUGAUGGCGGCUGGGGUCUGUAAUUCAUACAUAGAUGGAUGAUGGACAAGACUAAACAUGGCACCACAGAUCAGCUGAAGCCGGAGACAAUGCAAUAAAACAGACACAGAACUACAAGACUCACUCUAAUAUCUUUGAUUACGGAUCAUCAAAUCUUCUGCAGGCCUGCUACUUUUUUAGGUCAAUUGAUUCACAAUUUUAUUUCAAAUAAAAAAUGAUUUAAAGGGUGUAAUCUAAA
This is a messenger RNA of Pseudophryne corroboree (corroboree frog), 1187 nucleotides long. It is a transcript of the gene BDH2, whose product is annotated as 3-hydroxybutyrate dehydrogenase 2. Gene Ontology annotation, cellular component: cytoplasm. NCBI's taxonomy places the organism in Eukaryota, Metazoa, Chordata, Amphibia, Anura, Myobatrachidae. Bases 235 to 972 code for a protein of 245 amino acids. Gene Ontology annotation, biological process: siderophore biosynthetic process. The record is from RefSeq and is a predicted model, not a curated record. The transcript has 12 exons. Gene Ontology annotation, molecular function: 3-hydroxybutyrate dehydrogenase activity.